AGCAGCUGUUGUUGUGGGCGUUCAAAAACUAGGGAAGGAAAGGGAUGCAUCAUGCCCAGGAGCAGCAACAACCAUCACCUCGAUGGCUCUCGCACAUGUCAGCAGCACCCGCCUAAUCACGCUCUUAGCUUGGCAUUCCGUCUAAGUUCGAGCCGGAUCUAACGAGCCGCAGGCAUAGCAUACGAUUUGGUUUCUAACUCCAGCUCAGUUGUUCAACGACGAUUGUGUCAGAGGCUGCGCGCCUCCUCUUGUCGUUCCCAAGUUAGGGAUUAAUAAUUAUCAACUGGGCCCUGCUCUUCCCAUCAGAAAAUUAAACCAUCGACUUGAGUUAUUAUUCAGCAAAUAACACUGCGUCGUGAAACCCGGCGGAUCUCGUGCUGGGAGUGACUGUUUGAUCCAUGGGAAAGCUAAGCCCAGUGGGACCGAAGCUCGGUUCUAGUUACUACGGUGCGCAGCGGGAGGUCGUUCGACCGCAGCUGUUAUCUCCAGGAGCUUAUCAGGCCUCGUCGCCGCUCCCCUCGUUGCGCUGUUGCCACGCCAGCCAUGUAUCUUCCGCCAUUCCCGUCCCGCCGCGGUCCACGUCAGCAACAGCGGCCAAUCAGGGCGAUCCACGUGGCAGCGGCCGCAAGAAACUGCGCCCGUGUCUCUCCGCCCCGCCCCUGUACAUAUCCUCCUUUUUCUAUACGAACGUAACCCCCCUGCGCGCCGCCCGCUCGCCUUCCGCCGGCUCUCCCAGUUCCGCGCACUCCCCCGGUUCCCCACCAUUCCCCCGCGCCUCCUCCGCCUCCUCCUCCGCUUCUUCCGCCAGCCGCAAGCAUCGGCAAUCCCUGCCGAGCCAGCGCCUGCCCCCGCUUCUCCCCGCUUCCCCGCUUCAUUCUUCCGCCUCUUCCGCCUCCUCCCCGCCGUCGUCCCCGUUCCUCUCCCGCUCCCCCAAUUUCCUCCCCCGAUCUUCGUCACUCUCCUCCGCUUCCUCCCUCCCCUCUCCUCCCUCCCUCUCCUCCCCAUCCUCUCUCUCCUCCCCCCCCGCGCUCACCUCUCCGCUCUCUACCCGUCCGCGGACGUCCUCCGGCAAGACUGCCGGCGGACCAAACGGCGCCGGCAAAGUGGAAGCGCGCGCCCUGCGCUCGGGGCUUUCGACGGCUGGCCGGCGGUCGCGCGGCCGGCAGCCGGCAGACGACGAGGAGGAAUACUUUUAUUUUCUGCCCGACGUUGAGGACGAGUGGGAGGAGGAAGAGGCGGUGCAGAGGCACAGGCGCGAGGGGCAGCGCUGGCGGGGGGAUCUCGGCGGGGAGGCGCAGGGAAAGGGCGCGGAGGCGGAGCGCGGGGAGCGGGGAGCGCCCCCCGGGUACGGGAGUGGAUCUGGGGGUGAGAGCCUGUAUGGCAGCAGCGGCAGUGGCGGCGUUAUUGGCGGCGGUUUUGGCGGUGCGGAUGGCUUGAGUAGCUAUGGACCGUACCAGGAGUUACAUCACCACACGUUUCAUCAGCCGUUACAGUAUCAACAGCAUCCGCAGCCGCAGCCACAGAACUGGUACCCGUACGACCCUCUCGGUUCACAACAACCGGCUCAGCAACAGGCGCAGAAGCAGCAGCAGCAGCAACCAGAGCAGCAGCAGCAACAGCAGGAGCAGCAAUGGCGGCAGCAGCAGCAAACGAACGGCCAGGAGCAGGACUUUCAACGGCAACGGGAGCAGCUAUGGGGGUGGCAGCAGCAGCAGCAAGAGCAGUUAUGGCAGCAACAGCAACAGCAACAGCAACAACAGCAGCAGCAGCAGGCGCAGUGGCAACAAUCGGAGCUGCAGUCAGGGCUGCAGCAGCAGCAGCGGCAGCAGUGGGAGCAACAGCAGGGAGCACAGCAGCAGCAGCAGCAGCAGAAGCAGACGCAGCAGGAUGGUGACGUGGCAGGGCAAGCAUUGCAAGAUCAUGAUCAACAGCGCCACGUCAGCAGCCGCUCCCAGGAGCAUAAGCACCACCAUCACCACCACCAUAAUCAUAGUCAUAAACACGGGCACGGGCACGGGUAUGCGCAUGCGCAUGGGCAUGGAAGUGAGCAGGAGAGAGGGAAUGAGAAGGGGCGUGGGCACGGGCACGGGCACGGGCAUGGGCAUGGACAUGGGCAAGAGAAAGGCAAGACUGUUUCUGGGCCUCGGUUGCCCCUUUCUCAGGCUCAGGCGCAGCGGCAGGUGGCGCAGUGGGCGGUGAGGGCGCUGAGAGCGGUCAAGGACAACAUGGUUCUCUCGCUGCCGCCCGAGUCGCUCAUCCUCGUCGUCUCGUGCCUCGUGGGCGUGCUCACAGGCUCGUCAGUCGUCUUAUUUAAUGACACGGUGCACAUCAUCCGAGACACGCUCUUCCAGAACGUUCCGCACGAGGAGGGCUCUGCGUGGCUGAGGGACCAAUCAGCGGCCGACGUGUGGCACCUCUUCCUGGUGCCCCUGGCGGGCGGCAUUGCUGUCGGCAUACUCAACGCUCUGAGGUCCGGGCUCAAGGACACCGCCCCCACCCGCACCCAGAAGCAGCAGCAGCAGCAGGAACGGUUACGGAGGGAGGAGGAGGGGAGGGAGGAUGAGGGUGGAAAGACACAGAAGAAAAACCCCAAGCAGUUAGGCCUUUCCGUCCCAUUCCUCACCCCGGACGACCUCACCGAGCUUAACCGCAAGGCUCGGGCCGUGGCUCGGCCGGUCCUGAAGGCCCUGGCAGCAGCAGUCACCCUCGGCACGGGCAACAGCCUGGGGCCUGAGGGCCCGAGUGUGGAGAUCGGGUCGAGCAUCGGGAAGGCGACAGGAAGCAUCGUGCGCGGCAGCCGGGAGCGCACGAUCGCUCUCGUCGCGGCAGGCUCGGCUGCGGGUAUCGCGUCGGGGUUCAACGCGGCGGUGGCGGGGUGCUUCUUCGCGUUGGAGUCGGUGCUCCGGUCGUCCACGCAGGGGUCUCCUGCGAGCCUGACCACUGCGAUGAUCCUCCUGUCGUCGGUGCUGGCCGCGGUGGUGUCACAGGCCGGGCUGGGCGCCGACCCGGCUAUCCACGUACCGUUGUACGAGCUGAGAUCGCCGGCCGAGCUGCCUCUGUAUUUACUCCUCGGGCUGUGCUGCGGAGGGGUGUCGAUCGCGCUCACGCGCUCGGCGUCCUUCUUCUCGUCCAUGUUUGAUAACUUGGAGGCCAACACGCACGUGCCGCCCGUGCUGCUGCCAGCGAUUGGCGGGCUGGGGAUCGGGGUGAUCUCGCUGGUCUACCCCGAAGUCCUCUAUUGGGGUUUUCAGAACGUCAAUGACCUCAUCACGUCACACCCGCUGGUCGCUUCCCCUGCGCCGGGCUUCCUCCUGCAACUCGUCGUGGUCAAGGUCCUCGCCACUGCCUUCUGUCGCGGCUCUCGCCUCGUGGGCGGCUUCUACGCGCCGUCGCUCUUCAUAGGGGCGGCACUGGGGGCGGCGUACGGGCGGCUGGCGAGCGACCUCCUGGCGUUCAUUGACCCGGACCUCACGUUCACGUGGAUCCAAGUGGCCGCUCCCCAGGCCUACGCCAUGGUGGGCAUGGCGGCUACUCUAGCUGGAGUGUGUCAAGUGCCCCUCACCUCCGUGCUCCUUCUAUUCGAGCUCACCCGAGACUACCGCAUCAUCCUGCCACUCAUGGCUGCAGUCGGCAUCUCCUCCUGGCUCGCCUCCACUGCUGCCAGAAAGCCCCGCCGCCCCAAACCUGGCGGCGUCACCGUCUUUGCUCCCUCCAACUCGCCGUCCUCCUCUUCCUUCUCUUCUUCCUCCUCCUCUACUUCCUACCCUUCCUCCCCCUACCCCUCUUCCUCCUACCCUCCCUCCUCCUACCCCGGUUCUCUCUCCCCGUCGUUCUCGCCUAUUCUCGCGCCGGCGCCUGUCCCCCCCUCGCCGCUGUUCUAUGCCGGAACAGCCAACGCUGCCCCGUUUGCUCCUGGCGCUGCUGCUGUUGCUCCUCCUCCUCCUCUUCCUCCAUACACACCGUCUCAACUCCCUGGUCCUUAUCCUGGGUCGCUCUAUCCGGGGACUACUUAUUCUGGGCCGGAACCGUGGAUGGGUGGAGGAGGUGGGGAGGGGAUGGGGAGGGAUGCCAGAGGCGGGGAGAUAGGAGGAAGAGAAUGGGUUGGUAAUGGUGAUGGUGGUGGUGGUGGUAAGGAGGGGGCUGAUGUUCCCUACUCGAAUCCCUCUGCUGCUGCUGCUGCUUCUGCUGCUGCUUCUGCUGCCUCCUUUUCUUCACCUCCGGGGUACAGGGAACCAGGCUCUGCUGCGUACGGCGCACCCAGCUCUGCUGCAUAUGGUUCGCACAGUUCUGCCGGGUACGGUUUGGCCACUUCUGCUGCCUACGGUUCGAUGUCUCAACCGUAUGUUCGGGUGGGGGCGGAUGACGAUCACUUCUGGUCCCCUGGAGCCCCUGCAGAGGCAGAAGGGGUAGAACAGCAGCAACAGCAGCAGCAGCAGCAGCAGUGGCUUCCUGCCUCGCAUCUCUCCUCCCCACACUCCUCCCCUCUCUCCUCCCCUCCUUCCUCCCCCAAGCGUAAUACGCUCUCCAAGGCUCCUUCCUCUGGGCCCAAGGUGGCCAGUGCAGCAGCAGCAGCUGCAACCGCAGCCGCAGCAGCGGCAACUGCAGCAGCGGCAGCAGCAGCAGCGGCGUCCAGUGCCCAGGAGAAGGCGUAUGACAAUCCCGAUGCUUCUUCAUUUAUGCCGGAGCUAGACCUAGCUGCGGAAGUGGCUGCCGAAGCUGCGGGUGUGGCCGCCGAAGCUGCAGCCACGGCUGCCGAAGCUGCUGUCGAAGCAGCGGCAGAAGCAGCUGAAGCUGAUAAUGCCGCUGCGCUUUCGCCAACAGAUGACAAUGCUGCUCCUUCCCCUCCUGCUGCUCCUGCUGCCACCACAGCAGCCAACCCUCUAGUGCCAGCUGUUAUCCUGGACGUUGCAGGUGGAGCGGGAGGAGUGGUGUCUCCAGGGGGUUUUUCAGGUGGUUCAGCAGAGUCUAACGCUACUGUGAUUGUGCUGGAGAGGGCAAGUGGCCUAGUGCCUGACCCGGUACCCCCUCGUCCUCUCACUUCUUCCUCCCCAGCCACUACUCAAGGCCCUUCUGCUUCUGCUCCGCUUGGUGCCCCUUCGGAAGCGGAGGCAGCUCAGGCUGAUGCAGCAGCAGCAGGAGUGGCAGCAGCAGCAGCUGUGGCGGCGGCAGCAGCAGCUUCGGUGGUGGUAGAUGCAGCUUCGGCGUCAGCAGCAACAGCAGCUGCUGGCGCCACAGGGGCAAGUGACAGUUCAUUGGAAGCAGGGUCUACUGAAGUGGAUGCCAGCUUGAAUCAAAGACAUUCAGCAGCGGCAGCAGCAGUGGCAGCAGCAGCAGCACCAUUGGAAGUUGAGGUGCCAGGGGCAAGCAGUGAUGGGCUCUCACAAGAGACCCCACCUGCUGUCUCCCCCUCUCCUUCUCUCGACCUCCCACCCACAGACCUCCCUCCUUUGAGAAUCCCCGCCCCCUCGUCAACUUCCUCCCCUCACUCUCCCCGUUCUCCCACCAACCCCCAACAAGGCUUCAUGCCCCCCUCCCAGCCUAGUUCCCCUCCUCCCGCCCCGCCCUCUUCCCCUUCUUUCGCACCUCUCCCCCCCCUCCUCCCCUCGUUGUGGUCUCGCGAGACGACGGGGUCUCUUUAGACGUGCGGGACGGGGUGUUUUUAGAGGAGCAGCUCUUAGAGGAGCUACCGGUGGCAGUGGCGAUGAACACGUCCUUCGCAGCAGUGAGGGUGGGAGCCAUGGUGCGGGACGCUGUAGCAGCCAUGGUGGCGCACAGGCAGUGGUGCUGCCUGGUGCUGCAGGACGGGGGGUACCUGCACGGGUUGCUCACUCUUGUGGAUGUACAGGAGGAGGCGGAGAGGCAGUUGACUGCGGGCGGUGCUGCUGGUGAUGUGGAGUCCCUUCCGGUCGUUGCCAUCUGCCACCAGCAUCCAGACUCUGAAGCCUACCUCCGCUUCCCUUCAGGCUCAGACUCUUCGCUGGAUGUGCAUGGGCAUGGGCAUGGGCAUGGGCAUGGGCAUGGGCGUGGCCACUCCUCCUCCUCUUCCCCCUCCUCCUCCUCCUCUUCUUCCACUUCCGGUUCUGCUUCGGGCAUUGCCGCCCGGGGCCGGGCGUCAGAGGACAUAGAGGUGACCUUUCCGGAUACCACGCUGCGGGCGGCGCGCGACCGCAUGACGGCUCGCGGGCUUCGGCAGCUUCCUGUGGUGCUUCGGGAGGAUGUGACAGUGAGGAGGGAGAGGGUGGGGGGCAAUGCUUCGGGGAGUGGUGGCAGCAGUGGGAGUGAGAGUGCUGGUUACAGCAGCAGCAGCAGCAGCAGCAGCAGCAGCAGCAGCGGGAGUGGGAGUGAGAGUGAGAGUGGGAGCGAGAGAGAAGAAGAUGGUUCUACGGAUGAGGAGAGUGGUUCUGAUGCUGAUGACCGCAAUGCCGAUGAUGGCGAUGAUCGCGUGGCGCCUGUAGUGCGACUGCGGGUGCUGGGAUUGGUGGAUCGAGACGACAUCUCUCUAGCUUGCAGGGCGGAGGCCACUCGGCGCCUGCUCUCAGCUCUCCCUCGGGAUUCCCAUUCCUCUGGCAGAGACAACGGGGGUGCGGGCAUGCAGCAAUUGGACAGUUCUCUCUUCCCAGCUGCCUGACAACCUUCCAUCUGUGUUACUUCCGCUGCUGCUCGCCCAGUCACAUGGCCCAUUACUCUGGUCGACAGUGGGGAUGUGGCCAUGCAGCAGCUGGGCAGCUCCCUCUUCCCAGCUGCCUGACACUGUCAGCUGCUUAUAAGUUAUGGUUGUAGCCACAUGCUAGGUUGAGAAUAACACCUCGUGAUGGUUAUUGCAUAACCCAUAUGUAAAAUGCGGUGGCGUGUAAAGCUCAGAAGAAACGUUGUCCAUGAUUGAAAGGUGGUCAGAUGAGGUGAAGAGUAUGUCUAAAAGUUCGAGGUGCCUAGAUGUUCUGUACCAUACCCUUGAAUGGUUGUCUAGGUUUCCUGGUUCAGGCUUGAGGGUGGGUAGGUACCAUAGACUUGAAUGGUUGUCUAGGGGUGAGCACUUGGGCUCGUGAUGGUUAUUCAUGCA
This is a messenger RNA of Closterium sp. NIES-67, 7060 nucleotides long. Lineage: Eukaryota; Viridiplantae; Streptophyta; Zygnematophyceae; Desmidiales; Closteriaceae. The record is from the annotation of a GenBank genome assembly.